Molecule: messenger RNA, 2100 nt
Organism: Raphanus sativus (radish)
Lineage: Eukaryota; Viridiplantae; Streptophyta; Magnoliopsida; Brassicales; Brassicaceae
Product: zinc finger BED domain-containing protein DAYSLEEPER-like
Exons: 1
Coding region: 1-2100 (699 amino acids)
Molecular function (GO): protein dimerization activity; DNA binding
Source: RefSeq, a predicted model, not a curated record
AUGGAUCUCAACCCUCCCGAGCUCGUUGAGAACAAAGUAAUCGUCGAGAUUGAUACACAACCGAUCAAGCGCAGGAGGAAGAAGAAGUCCAUGGUGUGGGAUCACUUCACCACCGAGACAACCACCUCCGGAACCACCAAAGCCUUUUGCAACCACUGCAACAAGUCAUACGCCUACAUGUCCGGCGGCAAAGCUUCGGGAACAAGCCACCUCAAGCGUCACAUCGAGCUAGGUAUCUGCGAUAAGUGUCCCAAGACAAACCUCCUCGUCCCUAACAACAAGAAACAGCGGAGAGAUCAAGAUGGAUGCAGCCGUGAGAUGGCUAAGAUGAUCAUCAUGCAUGAUUACCCUCUCCACAUGGUCGAGCACCCUGGUUUCGCUUCUUUCGUCAAGGCUCUCCGUCCUCAGUACAGUAUAUCGAGUUUCGACGCCGUUCGCGGGGACUGCGUCGAGAUGUUCUUGUCCGAAAAGCAGAAACUUUCGGAGUUCAUCGGGGAGAUACCCGGUGGAGUUAACCUUACGGUAGACUUGUGGUUAUCAACGCGAUCAGUGGGAUACGCCUUUGUGACAGGACACUUUGUUGAUAGAGACUGGAAGCUGACACGCCGUCUCCUGAAUGUUUCUGUCGUGGCUUGUCCUGAUUCGGAUUCCGCGUUGAACCAGCCUGUUGCUGGUUGUUUAUCUGAAUGGAAGCUAGAGGGGAAAGUUUCGAGUCUCACCGUCAGCCAAUCAUCAGUGAGCAAAGCUUGCGUUGAUAAUCUAAGAGGUUUCUUGUCUUUUAGGAACCAGCACGUGUUGAACGGUCAGUUACUGAUGGGGGAGUGCUACGCUCGCGUGUUAAGCAGUAUGGCGCAAGAAGCACUUAACGCUGAUGAGGAGAUUCGAGAAGCGGUGAAGAAAGUCAGAGACAGUGUUAAGUGUGUUACGACGAACGAAGCUUGCGGAGACAAAUUCGAGGAAGUGAAGAGACUGUUUCAACCUUCUUCUUCUGCUCCGUACAGAGAUCUUCUCAUCGACAGCCAAGGGAGAUGGGACACGAGUUACGAGAUGCUGUUGGCUGGCUACGAACACAGACAGCUGUUUUCUUGUUUGGAAACGUGUUGUCCUGGUUACAAAAUAUCGAUAUCUCCUGAAGAGUGGAGGAAGAUUGAGAGUCUCUGCUUGUGCUUGAAGGUUCUUUACGAAGCGGGUGAGGUCUUGACUAGGCCGAACCACUUGAAAACAGCAAACUGUUUUUACAAAGAGAUGACCAAGCUUCAGCUAGAGCUUAGCCACCACACUGCCGUUGGUGAAGAAGGCCUUGGGAACCUUGUGAACUCGUUGAGGGAGAAAUUCGACUUGUACUGGAGAGGAUGUUACCUGGUUGCGGCGGUUGCUGCGGUCAUGGAUCCACGGUACAAGAUGCAACACGUGAAGGAGACCUUCACUGAGUCGUAUGGUGAAGAAGAUGCAGAAGAGUGGAUCAAGACUGUCGGUGAUGCCGUUCAUGACCUGUACCACAGCUAUAGUGACCACAACCUGAUUGAUUCUUACGUGGAUGAUGGCUUUACGGAAACAGAGGUGGUGGUGGUGGCUCAAGAACCUCACUUCCAUCAAGACAAUGGGAAAGAGCAAUUAGGAGGUGAGACAAGUCCACAAUCAGAGCAAACCACAGAGUCAUGUUGUCAACAUGAGACACAACCUAAGGUAGAGAAGCAGAAUGUGAGUGAAGAGUAUCAAGACCACACGUCGUUUAUGGAUGACGUGCUCCUCGAGGAAGGGUCUACUCUCGUCACAGUUGGAGACUCGUUUUCAGACUUUGAGAUUACUGACAUACCAGAGAUGAAACCGGAGCUGGAUCAGUACCUAGAUGACGGUUUGGUUUCGAAGUCGGAAGAAGACUUUGAUGUGUUGGGGUGGUGGAGAGUCAACAGCACCAACUACCCAACCCUCUCUAAGAUGGCUGCUGAUCUUCUCUCCGUUCCCUUCAGCACAGUCUCGGCUGAGUCUGUAUUCGACACAGAAGUGAAGCAGAUGGACAGUUAUAGGACCUCUCUUCCUCGUGGAACCUUGGAAGCUCUCUUGUGCACCAAGGACUGGCUCAAAAACCAAACAUUAUGA